Phragmites australis (common reed) is the source of this 921-nucleotide messenger RNA. RefSeq names its product subtilisin-like protease SBT5.3. The transcript is spliced from 4 exons. Bases 1 to 567 code for a protein of 188 amino acids. Gene Ontology annotation, molecular function: serine-type endopeptidase activity. The record is from RefSeq and is a predicted model, not a curated record. Gene Ontology annotation, biological process: proteolysis. NCBI's taxonomy places the organism in Eukaryota, Viridiplantae, Streptophyta, Magnoliopsida, Poales, Poaceae.
AUGUACUUCACGCCCUCAGCUCUCAGCUCCGCCCACCACGCCCUCAGCUCUCCCUUGAGCCACGCGCCCACGUCCAGGAACGCCGGGUCGCCGGACUCGUCGCGCGGUCAGAGCAUGGAGGUGCAGGCCCUUACUGGCCUGUGGUUGCAGACCUGCAAUAUACUUCACUCCUACGUCGUCUACCUCGGCGGUCACUCGCAUGGCAGGGAGGGCGCCGCGCUGGCGUCCAGCCAGGAGCGCGCCAGGAGCUCCCACCACGCGCUCCUGGGAGCCGUCCUGCGCAGCGAGGAGAGGGCGAGGGACGCCAUCUUCUACUCGUACACCAGGUACAUCAACGGCUUCGCCGCGACGCUGGAGGAAGACGAGGCAGCGGAGAUCUCGAAGCAUCCGAGCGUCGUCUCCGUGUUCCCGAACAGGGGGCACCGGCUGCACACGACGCGCUCAUGGGAGUUCCUUGGGAUGGAGAAGGAUGGCCGGGUGAGGGCCAGCUCCAUCUGGGCCAAAGCGAGGUUCGGCGAAGGCAUCAUCAUCGGCAAUCUGGACACUGGUACGCUACCUCUCACUUAGCGAUUUUCUUCGCUCUGUCCGUCAAUGAGCGAACUAAUCUCUGCCUUGACCAGCUCAUAAAUCACAAAUAAAUCGGGUAGGGAAAUUGAUUAUGUAGGAUACUGAAGUGCCAACCCUUCAGACUGAUAAGAGCUGUCAGCUGUGCGCUGAUAAGACCAAAAAUAAGAGUCCAAAAAUUCUGCCGCGUCAGAUCAUCCCGUGUAAGCUGGAGAAGGCAUGCGGUGCAGCCGAUGCUUCUGUUGGCUUGUGAGGCAUGCGUAGAGGCGGCAGCGGCUGCAAUCAGAAUCUUCGCAGACGCAAACGUUGGCUUGCAGCUUGCGAUGAAUUUGUCCCGAUGGAACCGUGCCCAGCGCA